Messenger RNA from Funneliformis geosporum, 425 nucleotides. The record is from the annotation of a GenBank genome assembly. Lineage: Eukaryota; Fungi; Glomeromycota; Glomeromycetes; Glomerales; Glomeraceae.
GUGAUAUAGAAAAUACCAAGCUAAUAUAUAAACUUAGAACUUGUUUUGGGUGUCAGAAAUAUUUAUAUUGUGGUAUUUAUCUUGAUCAAAAUAAGUGUAAAUAUCCACAUAAACAAAAACCUACUAAACUCAACUGUACUUCUCAACUUACCAAAUAUAAUUACCAAAUAAUACAUGAAAAGGGCUUAGAAACAUCAUGGUGUUCUGCUUGCAAUAGUGCAUUUGGUAGACUUAAGUCUUCUAAUAUUAAAAAAUUAACAAAAGCUAAAAAUAUUAAAAAAACUACUAUUAGAUUAUCUAAAACAAGUGAUCUUAUAACUGAUUUAGAUGAUUUAUUAUCACUCUUUACUAAAGAUAUUAGUGAAAAUGAAGAGAAAUCGGAUAGUGAAUUGGAAUCUAUAAAAAAUAAUGAUGAUGAACUUAAA